Prorocentrum cordatum is the source of this 5583-nucleotide messenger RNA. The record is from the annotation of a GenBank genome assembly. NCBI's taxonomy places the organism in Eukaryota, Dinophyceae, Prorocentrales, Prorocentraceae.
AUGGUAGCGCGGAGCAAGGUUGGUCGGCUUGCCUCUGAUACCGCUGCGCAUUUCUCCGCAGCGUCUGUGACGGACGCUGGCACGGCCGCAGAGGCCGCAGACGAGACUGGUUGGAAGCUAGUCCUCGGAUCGCCGCUCGAGAGCUGGGCGAUCAUCGUGACGGAGCUGCUGCGACUGGCGCUGCGCCGCGCCAGGUGGCACUGCGAGGGCGAGGCUCUCAAGGCCAUCAAGGCUCGCGGCCGCGAGGUCAACGACGAGUAUGGACGAGGCCAGGCGGAGUCCGCCGAGGCCAGAGUGCAGGCGGCAGAGGCUAUGGCUCAGGAGGCCCGAGGUCAAGAGCAGCAGCAGCGAGCAGCCCAGCCUGGUGGCCCGCCGCAGGAGACAAACAUAUUGAUUUACACACGGGUCCUCGGCAAGCUUAGUGACUUCAAUGGCGAGCCUGGGACCUGGCGUGACUGGAGUACGAUUUUCCGAGCCUAUGCCAGCGCGUGCGAGCCAGCCCUGAAGGACGCCAUGGAUAGGGCUGAGCAUGCCGACACGCCAGUGCUGAAUGCGACGCUGCCCGACGACCAGGUGCGCCUUAGCAGCCAGCUCUACUAUAUGUUGGUCAUGCUGAACAAAGGGCUCUCGUUAGACCGCAUUGUCAGUGCAGGAGUGAACGAGGGGCUGGAGGCGUGGAGAACACUGGUCACCUUCCACGAGCCUCAGAGCCGCACCCGGGCAGCAGGGCUCCUUCAGGAGCUGCUCUCGUCGGAUUUCGAAGGUGACGUCCCCUCGAAGCUGAUUGCGUUCGACAGGAAUGUCAAGCGCUACGAGCAGGCUGUGGGUGCAGAGUUUCCCGAUGAGAUCCAGAUAGGCAUCCUGGUCCGCUCGCUCAAGGAGGGCCCGCUGCGCAACCACCUGCUCCUCAACAGCCAGCGGCUGAACACCUGGGAGCUCGUGAAGGCCGAGGUCGAGAACCUCAGGCGGGCCCAGAUUGCGACGACGGCGAGUACUGGCACUGACCCGACCCCGGUGGACAUCGACUCCCUGGCGUGGCAGCUGGCAGGCAAGGCACCGCCGAAGGGCGGUGGAGGUCGAGGUCGUGGCAAAGGCAAGGGUGAAGCCAAGGGUGGUGACGGACCGAAGCCGAAGCCAUGCUGGACUUGUGGUUCGACAGCGCAUCUGGUCAAGGACUGCCCGGUCGCCAAGAAGUCUGGCGCCCUGGGCGAGAUGGGCGAGCCUGGGCCUCCUGAGGGCUUGGGUGGCCUCUUCCUGGCGGCGCUCGACCUGUCGGCCAUGUCCUCGAGCUGUGAGACGGUGCGCUUCGGGGUCGACUCAGGCGCGGCGGUCACGGCGAUCCCGCGCGCGCUGGGGACCGACUACCCGAUCGCGGAGAGGCCGUCGGGAGCGCAGUACCUCAGUGCGACGGGCGAGCCGAUCCCAGACGAGGGCCAGCGCAAGCUCAUGGUGCAGACUAGUGGUGCGUUACGGGGUAUCAGGGCCCGUGUCGCGGGCGUCAGGCGGCCGCUGCUCUCGGUCUUCGACCUCGUGAAGAGCGGCCACCGCGUGGUCUUCGAGCAGGGCCAGCACGGGAACGACAUCAGCCACGCUGUCCACACCGAGAGUGGCAAGACCGUCCGCUUCACGCGGAGGCAGCGCACCUGGGACCUGGACGUGGGCAUCGUGCCAGCGAAGGAGGAGUGGUACCUCAUGGAGUUGAUGAUGGGCAAGUUGCGACCGUCGAGAGUCACCUCGGCGCAGCCGCAGGUGGCCCUGUCCCGCCAGGUGGAGCUGCCGUGGCAGGGGACGAGGGAGUUGGAAGUACAAUCGAGCUCGAGGGUGACGCCGAGGAGCGCCACGAAUCUCAGCCCGCUCCAGUGCGAGCACGACGGGGGCCAAAGGAGCCUACCCAGGCUGAGAUCGAGCAACGCGAAGCAGCAGGUCACGUACCCUUCAGAGACUGGUGCUACUGCUGCUUGGCUGGGCGUGGCCGCGCCGAUGGUCACCCAGCGGACGCUCCUGGGGGAGCGCCGGGAGGAGGUGGAAUCGGGCCAGUCCGUGCUCCCCAUCCUCGUCGGCAUCGACUCAGCCACCUCGCGGGUCAGCGCCGACGUCCUCCCGUCCAAGGGCAUCCAGCAUGAGUACAACGUGGUCCGCGCCUUCUGCCAGGUGGAGGCGACUGGCCACCCGAAGAUCAUCUACAAGUCCGAUGGCGUGCGUGCCUUGGUGGCGCUCAAGCGAGAGGCGACGAUCCGCCUCGGGAAUUUGAAGUUCGAGGUCGUGCCCGAGGAGGCGCCGGCAGAGGUAGCAGUGAGGGAGGUCAAGGGCGUGCCACGGUCUCUGCGAGUCGCCCUGUCCCUGCUGCGCGGCACUGACAUCCCGAACGACCAUCCAGUGCUGACUUGGCUGGUUGCUCACGCUGCGGGGUGUAUCAAUCGUGGCGAGAUCGGCGCCGAUGGACGGACGCCGCGCGAGAGGCACAAGGGCAAGGCCUUCCGUAAGGUGCCGCCGCAUUUCGGUGAGAUCAUCGUGUUCCCCCCGAGUGCGAGGCGCGACGCCAAGUUCGAGGAGCGCUGGGAGAUCGGAGUCUUCCUGGGCGUCAUCGAGAAAUCGAGCGAGAUGCUCGUCGGCUACGACGGCAGGGUCGUACGUGCGCGGUCUAUCAGGAGGAGGCCGCCGAGUCAGCGGGCUGAUGCAGCCCCGUUGCUUUCGAUCAGGGGCGCGCCAUGGAUGCCGACCCCGGACACGCCGGAGAACGUUCGCAUCCCGACGGUCAUUGACGAGCCCCCUGUCGACCCAGCUGCGCAGCAGCCGAGGGUUGUGCCAGAGCGGGUUCCAGCUGAACCUCGGAACGUAUACAUUCGCAGGAACGUGGAGCUGGCCAAGUACGGCUUCACAGACGGGUGCCCGGGUUGCCUCGCGGCCCGCACCGACGCAUCAGCCAAGGCCCAAGGCCCACAGCUCGGAUCUUUGGAGCGGCGGCUCGCCAGCUGGAGGCUGCUGACAGGGCGCCUGCGCGCCCGGAGGGCGCGAGCUCUGAGGCACUGGCUCAAGCAGCCAGCCCGGCUGAGGCGCCGAUGGAGAUCGAGCGACCUGGCCGACGAGCUGCUGGGCGUCGAGGCAUCGAGGCGCCGCCUCGCGGUGCCAGGCGGUCCAGCACCCCUCGCGCCAGCGAUCAGCUGCGAGCAGCCGUUGACGCCCGCGCAGGCGCCAGCCACGCCUCAGGCGCCGCCUGGAGCUGGGGGCCCCAUGGACGCGGACUCCCUAGAGCUCUGCGCGCUGCUGGCGGCUUUCGGCGACUGGAGGCUGGCCGUCAGCGAGCUCUACGGACCAGGACGGUUCACAUCUCGGUCGAGUGCGUUCGACCUCGAGCCCGGCACAGCCUACGACAUCAGGACCGGCUACGACUUCAGCCAGGAGGGCGACAGGCAGCGGGCGCAGGCCACCAUCGAGCUGGAGCAACCUCUGCUGAUCACUGGCAGCCCGAUGUGUGCGCCGUGGUCGAACCUGCAGGCCCUCAACGUCAUCCAGGGUGUGGACGUCAACGCCAUCAUGGAGCGAGGCGUUGUCCACCUGGUCUGCUGUGCCGAGCGCUACAAAGAGCAGAUCAAGGCUGGCCGCCUCUUCUUGCACGAGCAGCCAGUAUCAUCGAGGAGUUGGCGUCUCUGGAUGAUCCGAGAGAUCGCCGAGAUGCCAGGAGUACACUACGUAGAGUGCGAUCAAUGUGCGUAUGGGUUGUGGUGCACCGAUGCUGUCGGCCCGGCGCUGGUCAAGAAGCUCGCGGGAUGGUUGACCAACUCCGCUGAGAUAGCGAUCGCCCGCGGCCAGCUGGGUGCGCUGGAGGCCGGGCCGCACCUGGGCGAGCCACCGAUCUGGGACUCCUACCCCGAGUACUACACGGAGAUCGUCGGCAACAUCAGCGGGGCCGCUCUGGACCCCGAGCUCGUGGCAGCUGGCCGCAAGGAGGAGAUGGAGUUCCUCCGCGGCCUGGGCGCCUACGUGUACGACACCAAGCAGCGCUGCCGCGAGGAGACCGGGCGCGACCCGGUGCCCAUGAUCUGGGUGGACGUCGACAAGGUUGACGACCGCAAGCCCAACGUCCGCUGGAGGCUGUGCGUGGCGGAGACACGCUACUGCACGAGCAUGGACCUGGGGGGCCCCUCGCAGACGUUCAGUGCGACACCCCCGUAUGAGGCUCUCAGGAUGUUGAUUUCCUUCUGCUGCUCGCCCAGGAACGCUGAUGAGGACCAGCGCGUCCUCAUGUUCCUGGACAUCACUAGAGCUCACCCGCACUGCGAGAUGAAGCGGAAGCUGUGGGUGAAGCUUCCCGCGGAGGACCCUCGCUCAGCUGACCCCAGCGUGUGUGGGCUGCUGGUCAGAUGCCUCUACGGUUGCCGUGACGCGGGCCAGAACUUCGAGCUGUUGGUCCGUGAGACGCUGGAGGGCAAGAUGGGCUUCUCCUGUGGCGUGUGGUGCCCCUGCAUCUACCGCAGAGGCGACGGCAAGCUCGUGGCCUACGUCUACGGCGACAACUUCGUGUUGAAGGGCUCCCGCGCCGACAACCUGGAGUUCUACCGCGAGCUGCAGAAGUACAUGUGGGUCAAGCUCGAGGGCAUGUUGGGACCCAGCAAGAGUGCUGGUGAUGUUCAGGAGGUGGUCUGCCUGAACCGCGUCUUUCGCUGGACCUCGAGAGGUGAUGUGGAGCUCGAGGCUGACUCCCGCCACGCGUUCAUCAUGGCGCAGCAGCUGAACCUCUGGCGCGGGUCAAAGGCCCUCUCGACGCCAGGAGUAAAGGCCAAGAGCGUGGACCGUGGCAGGGUCCUGGAGGGCGAGGAGGCGACUCGCUACCGCGGCCUAGUCAUGCGAGCCAGCUAUCUCAGCGAGGACCGCCCGGACAUCAAGUACGCGGACAAGGGGGCAGCGAAGUGCAUGCACGAGCCGUGUGAGCACGGCGUGGAGCUAGUCAAGAGGAUUGCCAGGUAUCUCCUGGGCCGUCCUAGGCUGAUUCAGAGGUUCCGACGCCAGCGAUGGUCAGGUGUGCUCAUGGGCUCCUCGGACAGCGACUUCGCCGGCUGCCUGGAGACCAGGAAGAGUACGAGCUGCGGAGUCUCCCAGCUGGGAGAUCACAUGAUUCGGGUCUUCAGUGCGACCCAAGGCAGUGAGGCUCUCAGCUCGGGUGAGGCCGAGUGGUACUCUUUAGUGCGCACUGCGUCCUGCGGGGUCGGCUUGGUCUCGUUGGCGCGUGACAUGGGAUACGAGCUGGAGCUAUGUUUGGCUGGCGACGCUACGGACGCUACGGCCGCCAGUGGGAUCGCGCACCGCCGAGGGGCAGGGCGCGUCCGACACAUCGAGACAAAGACUCUCUGGCUCCAGCGUCAUGUAACCGAGCGUCGAGUCAUCCUUUCCAAGACGCUCGGUAAAGUCAAUGUGGCAGAUCUCGGCACGAAGCAUCUGGCGCAAAAGGAGCUGGAUGAGAUGCUGGGACUGCUGGGAUUUCUCGUGGCUGCGGGCAAGUCUGACCUCUCUCUCGCGGUCGCAGGCAACUUGCUUGAGCCUGACCCAGCUUGCGAGCCCGAGGGCAGAGAAGAGGUGCAGGCGUGA